This is a messenger RNA of Mus pahari (shrew mouse), 3112 nucleotides long. RefSeq names its product RNA binding motif protein 47 (gene Rbm47). The record is from RefSeq and is a predicted model, not a curated record. NCBI's taxonomy places the organism in Eukaryota, Metazoa, Chordata, Mammalia, Rodentia, Muridae. The coding region runs from base 896 to 2668 and encodes 590 amino acids. The transcript has 6 exons. Gene Ontology annotation, cellular component: nucleus. Gene Ontology annotation, molecular function: mRNA binding.
ACAUUUUCUAAAACUUCAGCAUUUCCAAGAAAUCAUGGCAAUAUCUUGUUUUUCUUUAAGACUUUUGAAGCAGUUUUACUAGGUAGAUUAGAUUGACCUUGAACUGUUGAACCUCUAAGUGCAGUCUCCCAAAUUCUGGGAUUAAUUAGAACUGUCACCCUAUCUAAUACCUCACAGUGUGUAAUGACAUCUCACAGUGUCACUUUUUAGUAUUUUCUAUUUGCUAGAAAACUUUGGGCUCACUUAAAUGUGUUUAUUUAACCCCCACAACAUCCCACAUAAAGUAGGAAUCACUAUUUUUCUUAUUUAUAUUAAGCGGUGGUACAAGAGCAGUGGGGACCCAAAUGAUUCUCUGAUAUGAUUAGUAAGAAAAUCAUUCAUUUCAUUUUAGUCACGAUUAAAAUAUUUCCGUCAAAUGUCCUUUCUCUGUGAUGCCAGCGUCUUCUUGGGGUUUCCCCAGUCAUCUGUUAGAAUAGGUUUUGCACUAAUCUUUGUAAGGCUACUAAGCAUUUCCCCAGGACAGCUGUGGCCCCUCCCUACUUUCUGAGCCACGCCUUCAAACUCAUUCCAGGUGUCCUUAGCAAAUGACUCCCAAGGCUCAAAGCCAUUGGCCAAUGCAGAGCCAGGAGCCACGUAGGGCAUAGUCACGCUGUUCCUGGGGUUAGGGGCAAAGGUUGCUGAAAGCAAGCCAGGCUGUGGUCGAAAUUAGCCUGUGCAUCCAGAUCCAAGCCUGGAAAGGGUUUGCCUCAGAGGACACUUCAAGAACUGAACAGAGAAAUCCAAGCGAACUGCCUGAAUCUUCGAGAAUUCUCUUGUUCUACCUUCCAUAUAAAGAACCAGGACCAAUUGAAUUGGUGACCUUUGGUUUCCACCAGCUGUGGAUGCCUUUGACAUUAUGACUGCUGAAGAUUCCGCCACAGCCAUGAACAGCGAUCCAACAGUGGGGUCCUCCACCAAAGUACCGGAGGGUGUAGCGGGCGCGCCCAAUGAGGCUGCACUGUUAGCACUGAUAGAGCGCACCGGCUACAGCAUGGUACAGGAGAACGGGCAGCGCAAGUAUGGUGGACCCCCACCCGGCUGGGAAGGCCCACAUCCCCAGCGUGGCUGUGAGGUCUUCGUGGGCAAGAUCCCACGUGACGUGUAUGAAGAUGAGCUGGUGCCUGUGUUUGAGACCGUAGGUCGCAUCUAUGAGCUGCGCCUCAUGAUGGAUUUCGAUGGCAAGAACCGCGGCUAUGCCUUCGUGAUGUACUGCCACAAGCAUGAGGCCAAGCGAGCCGUUCGGGAGCUCAACAACUACGAGAUCCGCCCUGGCCGUCUACUGGGUGUGUGCUGCAGUGUGGACAACUGCCGCCUCUUCAUCGGUGGCAUCCCCAAGAUGAAGAAGCGCGGGGAGAUCCUGGAGGAGAUCGCCAAGGUCACCGAGGGCGUGCUCAACGUGAUUGUGUAUGCCAGUGCGGCAGACAAGAUGAAAAACCGAGGCUUCGCCUUUGUGGAGUACGAGAGCCAUCGUGCCGCAGCGAUGGCACGCCGCAAGCUCAUGCCGGGUCGCAUCCAACUGUGGGGCCACCAGAUUGCUGUGGACUGGGCCGAGCCAGAGAUUGACGUGGACGAAGAUGUGAUGCAGACAGUGAAGAUCCUCUACGUGCGCAACCUCAUGAUAGAGACCACCGAGGAGACCAUCAAGAGGAGCUUUGGCCAGUUCAACCCAGGCUGCGUGGAAAGGGUCAAGAAGAUCCGUGACUACGCCUUCGUGCACUUCACUAGCCGUGAGGAUGCUGUGCAUGCUAUGAACAACCUCAAUGGCACAGAGCUGGAGGGCUCCUGCUUAGAAGUCACGUUGGCCAAGCCUGUGGACAAGGAGCAGUACUCCCGCUACCAGAAGGCAGCCAAGGGUGGUGGCGGCUCAGCUGAGGCGGUAGCGCAGCAACCCAGCUACGUGUACUCCUGCGACCCCUACACGUUGGCCUACUAUGGCUACCCCUACAACGCUCUCAUCGGGCCCAACCGGGACUACUUCGUGAAAACAGGCAGCAUAAGAGGCCGAGGGAGAGGCGCAGCCGGAAACAGGACCCCAGGGCCCAGGGGUUCCUACCUCGGAGGAUAUUCUGCUGGCCGUGGUAUAUAUAGCCGAUAUCACGAAGGCAAAGGCAAACAGCAGGAGAAAGGAUAUGAACUUGUGCCGAAUUUGGAGAUCUCUCCUGUCAACCCAGUUGCCAUUAAACCUGGGACAGUGGCCAUCCCUGCCAUCGGUGCUCAGUACUCCAUGUUCCAGGCAGCCCCAGCCCCGAAAAUAAUCGAAGAUGGCAAGAUCCACACAAUGGAACACAUGAUCAGCCCCAUUGCAGUGCAGCCUGACCCCGCCACUGCUGCUGCCGCUGCAGCCGCUGCCGCUGCCGCCGCUGUCAUUCCUGCAGUCUCCACACCGCCACCUUUCCAGGGCCGUCCAAUAACUCCUGUGUACACCGUGGCACCAAAUGUUCAGAGAAUCCCCACCGCCGGCAUCUACGGGGCCAGCUACGUCCCCUUUGCUGCUCCGGCCACUGCCACAAUCGCCACACUACAGAAGAACGCCGCAGCCGCCGUGUACGGGGGCUACGCCGGCUACAUACCUCAGGCCUUCCCCGCUGCUCUCCAGGUGCCCAUCCACGACGUCUACCAGACUUACUGAGACCGGGGGACCGGAGCCAAGGCAAGCCACCAAACCCCGCUGAAGGAACACUUUAUUAUUUAUGAAGAAAGAACGUAUCGGGUUGGCACACGUGCAAAACCUGCAAGUGAAGAAGAAUGUUAUCAAAUAGCACACUGAAAUAUUUUAUAUCCAUGAAGUUUUCACUCGCGUUUUUUUUUUUUUUUUGAAAAUGACUUUUCAACUUAGCAGGCCCGCGUUCAUACAUUUCUAAGAGACUUGCGACGCCUCACGCCUUAAUGCCAUCUUUUAAAAUUUGUACGCUCUUCUGCAUUUGUACAGAGGUUUGGUUUUGUGUUUUUUAAGGAUAUAUUUUCAGUAUGAAGGUUAUUUUCUUAACUUCUGCACUCCAGAGUUUUCUAUUUUGUAGAACCUUUCAAAGUAUAUCAGCUAUAUGUAUGUAUAUCAAAAAAAAAAAAAAAAAAA